AUGGCCGAAGACAAUAUUGUUGCUAGCCUCGAGCAACCCUGGGAAAGGGACCAGCUGAUCGAAGUCCGUACUGGCAAAGCAAAACCGGUCUUUGGUCUGCCUAUUGAAUCAGCAAUCUUCAAAUCCGUGCGCUAUGGCGCUGUCUCAGUAGAUAAGCAGGGCUGCUGUGGGGACGAGCAUGUCUACGAGUUCCACGGCGGUCCAGACAAAGCACUCUUACAAUACUGUUCGCAGCACUACAAUGUAUGGAGCCAAGAGCUACCAGGAAGUGCUCAUCUCUUUCGGGUCGGAGGCUUUGGCGAAAAUCUCGUGGCACACAAGGCCAACGAGCGCAACACCUGCAUUGGCGACAUUGUUCGCAUUGGCCGUGAUCUUAUCGCCGAAGUGAGUCUACCACGACAACCAUGUUUCAAGCUCAACCAUCGUUUUCAAGAAAAGAAUAUGUCACGGUUGACGCAAGAGCGUUUUCGCACGGGGUGGUACUACCGUAUUAUCCACGAAGGACCCAUCAAAGCCGGCGACGAAAUUCAGCUCCUCGAGCGCCCGAAUCCACAAUGGACAGUUGCGCGUGUGCAGCAUUUUCUCUAUAUCGAGAAAGAAAACUUCGAAGCCAUGACUCAACUGGCCCAACUUGUUGAACUUGGCAACGAGAGCCGGGACAUCUUCAAAAAUCGCCUGAACAAAAAGUUUGAAGAUCAAGAGCAACGUCUUCUCGGAAGCAGUAAGAUGGCGCUUGAUAUGUGGGCUGAAUAUCGCCUAGUAGAAAGACAGCGAGAGACUCCGACAGUAGUUUCUUUUACAUUCGAAGCCAUCAAUCCAAGAGAAUCGCCCGAAAACGCUGAACCAGGGACUCAUGUGCGCCUGAAGCUCGGGGGACGUCUAAUUCGUGCCUAUUCCGUGGUGUCAGGGGACCAAAAUCGCUUUACUCUGGGAGUCGCUCUCUAUCGCGAGACAAGUCGCGGUGGCUCGAUCUAUCUGCAUGAGAACCUCUGGGAAGGCGACGUGGUGGCAAUCAGCAAAUUCGCAGCAACAUUUCCACUCAAUAAAGAUGCCGAUCGACAUGUUCUGAUUGGGGGUGGUAUCGGUAUAACAGGCCUUAUUUGUUCUGCUCAAGCACUACAGCGAAAGGGCCAGUUGUUUCAUCUUCAUUAUGUUGUACGGUCGCAAGAAGAAACGGCUUUCAAGUCACAUAUCGAAUCUCUUGGCUCUAACGUGACAAUUUACUCAAAGAAAAACGGAGAGUCCUUUGACGCUGCCACAGUCCUACAAAGGGCCGAUAACAAUACGCAUAUCUACUGUUGUUCCGGAGAGAGACUUAUGACUGCUGUGCGUGAUACCGCCAGCGGACUCGGUCUUCCGCAACACAACCUACACUUCGAGUCGUUCCAAGCCAACAAUUCUGGAGACCCAUUUACUGCUGAGUUGGCAGAAUCAAGACAAAAGCUUGAAGUGCCAUCCGGUGGGAGUCUGCUAGAUACGUUGAGGCAAGCGGGCUUUGAUAUCCCAUCGACAUGCGAAGCAGGCAAUUGCGGCACCUGUCGGGUCGGUGUACGUGAUGGCCGAGUGGAGCAUCGUGGUACAGGUUUAUUGGAGAAUGAGAAACAAACUGCUAUGCUGAGUUGCGUCUCACGUGGGAUUGGAAAUAUUGUUCUGGAUUUAUAA
Messenger RNA from Penicillium argentinense, 1662 nucleotides. RefSeq lists its product as uncharacterized. Bases 1 to 1662 code for a protein of 553 amino acids. NCBI's taxonomy places the organism in Eukaryota, Fungi, Ascomycota, Eurotiomycetes, Eurotiales, Aspergillaceae. Gene Ontology annotation, molecular function: pyridoxal phosphate binding; oxidoreductase activity; 2 iron, 2 sulfur cluster binding. The transcript has a single exon. The record is from RefSeq and is a predicted model, not a curated record.